AUGCCGGCGCCUUUUCGCAGGUCCUGUACUAAUUGCGCCAAAUCGAAGCGACGGUGCAAUCUGAGACGACCCCGCUGCUUUCGAUGCCAAGUGCGCUCGUUGGAGUGCAAUUAUCAAUCACCGCCACCGACUGCUUCGUCUGCAGCUGCAGCAGCUCAGAAUUCACCGCAAUAUGCCGUCUUCGACAGCACGGCCCCAGAAGUCAACCCGCAGGGGAGUUUGCCUCCUAUCGAGUUGGACAUUUCGCUAGCUACCUUUCCCGACUACGACCUGGAUUGGGCGGAUGUCAUGAGUAACAUAGACGAUUAUAUGGUCCCCGACGACCUGAGACCAGCGUAUUCGCCUUCUACGAGUGUUGUUCCCGGGGAUAUCUACCAGGAGCGCGUCAUAUAUCUAGUUAAAAGAUUUAAAUCGUACCUGAAUAUUUUCGUUACGCGAGGGUCAACGGCGUUUGUUCAUUGCAAAUUGUUUUCGGAAUACACGCCCACCGCUAUUGAGGAUGUUCUCGGAAUCUGUGCAUUUUAUGGCCAUAAAAACAAGGACAACGAAUAUCUCAUAUUCCGAUCAAUAAGUCAAAAAGUAUUGUCUCUUGUCCGACUUUUCGAUCCACAGAGGCUUUCAGUUCUUGAUCAACUGGCAUCCGUGCAAGCGUUGAUCUUCUAUCAAAUUAUUAGACUGUUCGAUGGAGAUAUCCGCCAGCGAGCUGACGCUGAACGAACCGACCGUGUUCUAUGGGAAUGGACGCAACAAUUGAAAGUCGGUCUGACCCAGUCCAGCAUGUUACAAGGAACAAAUGAUACAGACCCAAGAAAUUACACUUGGCGUGCCUGGAUCCAGGCUGAAAGUCUCCGACGAACGAUCCUUGUGAGUCUCCUAUUACAAGGCCUCUAUUCUUACCUCAAACACGGGUGGAACAAAGUCCAUUUUGAGAUCAAAGAGCUCUCCUUCUGCGGUCAGCGAGCACUGUGGGAGGCGCGUUCUGAAUACUCGUGGAAGACAGCACUCGGCGGAUACUCUCCACUAUUUCUCAAUCUCAGCACUUGGGAUGCGGACAUGCAAAAUGCGAAGCCGUCCGACGUGGAUGAUCUGGCGGUCUUAAUGAUGACAGUGACGAACGGGGUUGAUAAAACGUGUGAUUGGCUCGGCGAAGAGUACAUAGAAACAUUUGAUCUUCAAAGAUAA
Talaromyces atroroseus is the source of this 1182-nucleotide messenger RNA. RefSeq lists its product as hypothetical. Gene Ontology annotation, biological process: regulation of DNA-templated transcription. NCBI's taxonomy places the organism in Eukaryota, Fungi, Ascomycota, Eurotiomycetes, Eurotiales, Trichocomaceae. The transcript has a single exon. Bases 1 to 1182 code for a protein of 393 amino acids. Gene Ontology annotation, molecular function: DNA-binding transcription factor activity, RNA polymerase II-specific; zinc ion binding. The record is from RefSeq and is a predicted model, not a curated record.